Molecule: messenger RNA, 1806 nt
Organism: Clavispora lusitaniae ATCC 42720
Lineage: Eukaryota; Fungi; Ascomycota; Pichiomycetes; Serinales; Metschnikowiaceae
Biological process (GO): vacuolar transmembrane transport; potassium ion homeostasis; chloride transmembrane transport
Cellular component (GO): vacuolar membrane
Molecular function (GO): potassium:chloride symporter activity
Source: RefSeq, a predicted model, not a curated record
AUGGGUACAAAUAGUGAGGAUUUGGUUAUAAUGCAAGCUACAGUUGCAGUUGCUGCUAACUUCCGUGAACUAGAACUUCCCGUUCUUUCGGGCCUGAAAUGGUUUCCUGAAAAGUCUGUCCCCGAGAAGGAAGGAAAGAAAUACAUUGAUUUGUAUCCUAUUCAAAUGUCGUCUGUCUGUAUGUUAGAAGAUGGAAAAUCAGCGUUAUCUACGAAUUUUGACACUUACACCUUGAUUUUGCAGCUUGGUUCCAUCUUGUCUACUGUUGAUGAGUGGAAGGCGAGUGGUUAUCAAUUGAGAAUCAUUGUCUUCGUUGAGACGGUUACAGAGCAGGAUGAAGAAAAGAAGCGAUUAAACGACUUACUUGAAUCUUUGAGAAUUAAAGCCGAAGUGAAGAUCAUCUGCUUCGAGGAGGGUUCCUUGUCCACCUACAACUUUUUGGUAAAAGGAUAUGGUGUCACUUCAUCCAAUAGAAAGCUGUAUGAAGAUUUGUCAAAGAUAUUGGAAAAAGAGGAAUGGUGGACAAACUUGGUAGAAGCGCGGGAAACACUCAAAAGUAUUGAGAAACAGAGAGCACUCCGCAAAGGUGAUUGCGGGAAACCAAGGCCGAUUUCCAUGCUGGAUAAUACAAUGAGAUUUACAUUGGGUGCUCUUGGAAAGAGCCCCACAGACCCCUCUAAUUUAGGGAAAUCUCUACAACAUAAUCGCAGAUAUACACUUUCUAAUCUUCAUGAAAAGGGUCUCCUGUUCUCUCUUAAUAUGAAAGCGCAAGGCGGAGAUGGAUUUUUUAAUUACAGUGACUCUGGAGACGACAGCAACAGCAGUAUCAGUGAUACCGAAAGUGAGUCCAAUUCCAAUUUAACCAAUAGUUUCGGAGAUAGCUCCAACCUUUACCAAUCAACCACAUCAGCACAAAGCAUAGAAAGCAACCCAACUACGAUGUCCCUGAUUCAACGAGAGAGAAGUGCUGUCUCAAUCCUUAACCAAAAACCAAGAGGCAAAAUCCCUUUGCACCCAGCCCUCAAGGUGAAGUAUAGUAGUAAUCAUGCUCUUUCAUCUGAUCAACUCUCUGUGAUGUCUUCACGGUCAAACCUCCGGCCUAAUUUUCUGGCAGUUAAGAUCCCCAAAUCUAUUGUAAGGGACGCAGAUGACGAGGAUGAUGAUGAUGAUGACAACGAGAACGAAGGAGCAGACAAUGGAGAAAUUGAAGAUGAAGACACCAAACCCUCUAUAACAUUCGCGGAAGAACCAGCGGAACCUACUCACCCAGUGUCCUCCAGAGAUAACCCUAGAGGACAAAGAAAGAGUGGAAAAGUUCGCAACAUAUCACCUUAUUCUUCUCAGAAAGCAAUAGACGCCGAUACCAGCUUCGAUAUAAAGCCAAUAGUUUCCAUCACUGGACCUGGCACUCCCCUGGAUCAGUUGAGCGAGAUUGAAUCGUCAGCAGAAGGAGAAGAAGAUGGUGCUACAGAUGGCCAAGGCCAAGAGAAGCAUGAUGCAGCAAAUGUAUCUGCAACGGAUCACAAAGCGAAGUACAAGCAACUCAAAAAGGAACUAGCUGACCUUACUUUCAAUGACUUGCCUGCAAAAGGCCAACAUAUAAUCUUGAACGAGUUGAUGAAAAUGCAUUCAAACCAAGGCGAAACUGCGGUGAUCUUUUCGACGUUGCCCGCACCGGUCAUUGGUACUCAUUUAAAUGAUGAAGACUCCAUGGAUUACACAAGCAGUCUUGCUACAUGGUUGGACGGUUUGCCACCUAUUCUCCUUUUAAAUUCCCAAACCGUAACGGUUACAACAGCUUUAUAA